AUGAUUGCCCGUCGCGGCGUCUCGCUGCUCAAGGCUAUGCUGGGUGCGGAGCAGCAAGGCUCCUGGCGAAAACACCCUGCGACCGAGUCAUGCGAAGCACAAGUACGUCUUAAUGGCGGUGGCUUGGAUAUUGCAACCAUCAUUCAGACAUUCUACCGGCAAGACCAGGAGAGCUACUCCAAUCAGUCGCCAUCGCGGCUUGACCGUUCCUCUACGACAAAGCCUUCAAAUCACGAACAUUGGCCGAGUGUGAUGCAUCAGGGGCCUAUUUCCAUUCCGACUGACGAGCUCCUCGUUCCGUUCGGUGUAGAAUAUGCAGAAGGACUAGACGACAUUCUCAGUCUCGCGACAAACUAUCUGAAUUGA
This is a messenger RNA of Penicillium argentinense, 366 nucleotides long. RefSeq lists its product as uncharacterized. Bases 1 to 366 code for a protein of 121 amino acids. The transcript has a single exon. The record is from RefSeq and is a predicted model, not a curated record. Lineage: Eukaryota; Fungi; Ascomycota; Eurotiomycetes; Eurotiales; Aspergillaceae.